AUGCGCGAGUGCGCCGACCCGUUCCCCGUGCAAGGCGUGCACGACGAGCCCUGCUCAUGCAGUCCAGAGGACUACACGUCUGUCUAUGCCAUACAGGAAGGCAGCAAUAAGUGCAUUGAGGCAUUCACGACAGAGAACUGCACUGGCGGAGACGGUGUGAGCCGAACAAUGGUCAACGACAUUUAUUGUGAGCUCAAGAGCGUGGCGUGCAAGGAGGAGCACAUCCGCGCUGCUUACUCGCCCUGUUACCGUGCCAACGUCUCACCCUCCUCCGCCCUUGCCGCUUCUGCUGGUGCCACUGGCAGUAAAGCUGCUACAGGCAAUGACACCCUCGUCCCCGCCAUAGAGGUGGUGUUUUACUUCGACAGCACGUGUAAUCCGCGCACCAAGGGCUCUGUGCACUUGCCGCCCAACACCUUCAUCCCCUGUGACCUGAACUGUGGGCCAGGGUCGUUUCUGGAGCGUGACACGUGCCGCAAGUGCAAGCCAGGCACGUACAGCAUGGGCGGUGGGCUGCGACUGGAGCGCUUUGAGGAGCUGGAUACCAACUUGUUCACUACGACAUGUGAAUACAUGAAUGUCACAGGGAAGCAUCCCUGUCAAAGCUGGCGGGUGGACGCGGGAGUGGUGAGGGCGGGUCCAUACGAUGAGCCCAACGACCUGUACCAGGACGAGUGUGCAGCGGACCCUGAUGAGGACUGCCACAACAACCUCAAGGCCACGCUCUCCAUGCCUGUCAAGCUCGUCCGUGACGGGUAUGUGAAGUUCAACUACACGGCAAGUGCAGAGCCGGGCUACGAUGGGCUCUCCUUCUUCAUUGAUGUGGCGGAGCGCCCCACCAUGCCCAUCGUCUCCGAUCAGUUCAACCCGAUACAAGUGCGCUUCAAUCUGAGCCGCGGAUUCCACACUCUCACAUGGAUUUACAACAAGGACGAGAAGUGGACACAGGGACAGGACACCGCCACCAUCACUUUCAUAGAGGUGGACGGUACAGACUUCAACGACCACACGUGCCUGCACUGCCCUUCCGGCUACUUCAGUGGGGAGGGCGCGUCUGAGUGCGCCCCGUGCCCUCUUGACACCAUGUCAACAGGGGGAGCCAGCGAGUGCACGCCCUGUCCCGAGGGCACCUACUCUCUUGAACCCCCGCGCACCAACUGCACCCAGCGCCCACCCUGCCAGGUGGAAAAGCAUGCUGCCUCGUCCUACUCUGACUGCGAUGCCACCACCAAGACCAGGAAGAAGGUGUGGAAGUGGUUGGAGCCUCGCAUCUGCAGUCCCACAGCAGACAGCCCCCUCCCACCGGAUGAAACCGAGCAGUGCCCGCCAUGCCCGUCAGGGCAGGUAUCAGCAGUGCUACGAGUCAACAACACCAUCAUCUGCAAGUUCUGCCCUCCGGGCACAGCCAAGGCCAUAGACAACACAACGCAGACAGAGAUCUGCGAGCCAUGCGAGCCGGGCUCCGUGGCAGUCAAGGAGUUCUCCCUCGCGCACCUCACCAACCCCACCCCAGCCUCGCCCUCCUCCUUCGCCUCGCCCUCCGUCAACGGCCUCCCGGCCAACUUCACCUCGGGCUGCACGGGCGACUGCGGGUCCUACUCCUGGCGCAUGGUGGGGGGGGUGCUGGACUCGGGCCUGGGCCAUGGGGCCACGGUGCGCGUGUGGCUGGCGCUGAAUGUGACUCUCGAGGUGGACGGGCAGGUCAUGGCGAAUUACACCGUGGAUAUUCCUGAGGGCUCCCAGGACCAGCGUGCUCUCAAGUUCUUUAUUGAUGGCAUGGAGGUGGAGACUAUCCAGAUACCGCUGAAGCCCACGGAGAUGCAGACGGUGAUGUGGGACAUGGAUGCGGGGCAGCACCAGCUCAUGUGGAUGUGGGAGAAGCUCAAGGCCACCACGCAUGCAGACAGGGACUCUGCAGUCAUUCACAACCUCACAGUGAUAGGCGUCGCGCAGGGAGGGGCGUCCAGCUGCCAGGAGGUGCCAGAGGGAGCACACCUGGCGCCGUCAGGGCUGUGGUGGGAGCCAUGCCCGCCUGGGACGUACGGCAAGGGCGGCACCAACAACUGCACCAAGUGCCCUGCCAACACCUUCAACGAGGCCUCUUAUGGCACAGAGGAGUCAUGUGAGCCAUGUGGCGAGGGCACGUCAUCAGCGGAGGGCAGCAGUGAGUGCACCGUGGGAGACGUCUACAUCCCCACCUCCUUCUGCCACUACACACCGCCUCCCACCGCAUUCAACUCCUCGCGCCUCACGGUCUUUGACCUCUCCCCUCUCGCGCGCCUGCACCCGGACCAAAUGUUUGGGCCGAUCUAUGACGACCCUACGGCUCCGGAUAGGGAGCAGCGGUCGCUGUACUAUGUGAGCGUGUGCAUGCGGGACAAUACCAAUGCCACCUGCUACGCCCCCCGAGGAGGCUCCCUUAAUACAUAUGCCUGCCGGGUCAACCCGAGGUCACCCCUGGAAGGCCCUCGGCGCAGGGCAGUGAGUCUGGGUGACAGCAUAUCGCUGCACCCGCUGGGGGCGCACCCGGCGCUGGAGCGCAGGGGGUUUGUGAUGUCCCUGGAGGGGUCGCUGUGUGCGGGCAACAGCAUGCUGCGCGCCACCAACAUCUCCUUCAUCUGCGACCCCGAUGCCGGCUACGGCGCCCCGGAGGCAUGGACGGACAAGGGCAAGGCGGCAGCAGUGGACCCGAGCCUCUCCUUCCCCAGCUGGGUGGUGCGCGGGGGCGUGGUGCUGCCCAUCGGCGACGAGAGUGCAUGUGUGAUGGAGAUGGUGUGGUACACGGCGCAUGCAUGCCCCAUGUGCACCAUGGAUGACUAUGAGCUCGUGGAGGUGUCGGGCUGUGUGGAUAACAAGUAUGCCACCUACAAGUACAAGCAGCCCAAGACAUGCCAGGCGAACGCGCAGCUGCCACUGCCACAGGACAUCCCAUGCCAGCCGUGCACGGAAGCUGACUACGAGGCCAUUCAGGACUCAUGCACGGACGCGCAGGGCCGCCACAACUCCUCCCACCGCUGGCGCCACCCCAGGCGCUGCAACGACGCGCUCCCCGGCGCCGCCAAGCUGCCUGCGCCCGUCACUGCUGGCCCAUGCGAGCAGACCAUUUUCGUGAUCUCUGCUGACAUGCUCAGCUGGCAGUAUGUGUUCCUGAUGGCGCUGGGCGGCGUGCUGAUUGUGGUGCUGUCGGUGGUGUGGGUGGUGACGUGGAUCAAGCAGCGGCGGAUCUACAGUCUGUAUCAGAAGAUGGUGGAGCAGGAACAGGGAGAUGAUGAGGACCCGGGGGAAGAGGAGGGGAGGGGAGAGGCGGAAAUGGCCAAUCUGCACCGGCACAACAGUGGUAAUUAA
Molecule: messenger RNA, 3345 nt
Organism: Closterium sp. NIES-65
Lineage: Eukaryota; Viridiplantae; Streptophyta; Zygnematophyceae; Desmidiales; Closteriaceae
Source: the annotation of a GenBank genome assembly